Molecule: messenger RNA, 5328 nt
Organism: Oncorhynchus kisutch (coho salmon)
Lineage: Eukaryota; Metazoa; Chordata; Actinopteri; Salmoniformes; Salmonidae
Gene: rtn4rl2a
Product: reticulon 4 receptor-like 2 a
Exons: 4
Coding region: 298-1692 (464 amino acids)
Cellular component (GO): plasma membrane
Molecular function (GO): protein binding
Source: RefSeq, a predicted model, not a curated record
UCCAAGAAUCCUCUCAUCACCCGCACGCACAGUGCACGGUCCCUCCUCUUUCCGUUUUUUCUCUUCUCUCAAUUACCCCCCUCCCUCGAUCUUGGCCCGUGACGUAGGGGAUUCCGUGGUGCCCACAACCGUAGGCGCUAACGGGAUUCUCGAGUAUAAAUGGGACACCGGGAGCCAACAUUCGGUACUCUCUCAGUCGCUCCGACUCGGGAACCAAUCGUCCAGAGUACCAGUCAGCGGAGAUAGCAGGCAGUAUUUCACCCUCUCAGGCUAACUCGCUUUCGGCUUUGGUUUGAAAUGGACACCCCUACAACCGCUCGGAGCAGACAAUGUUCAUUCAUGCGCACCUGCAAAAGCGGACUCUCCCUAUGGCUGGUGGUGUGGCUGGUCCUCGGCAAGCCCGGUCCGUCGGCGGCGUGCCCGCAUCUAUGCGUGUGCUACCCGACUCCCAUGACCGUGAGCUGCCAGGCGCAGAACUUCACCUCCGUGCCCGUCGGCGUGCCCUACGACUCGCAGCGUGUGUUCCUACAGAACAACCGAAUUACGGAGCUCAGAGUCGGCUCUUUCGGCUUCGGGACUCAGGUCCUGUGGCUGUUCUCCAACAACAUCACGUGGAUUGAGGCUGGCUCCUUCAGUGAGCUGAGGGAUCUAGAGGAGCUGGACCUGGGGGACAACUCUCACCUGCGCAGGCUGGAAGGAGGCGCCUUCAGGGGCCUGGAGAAACUCCAGAGUCUCCACAUGCACCGCUGCAAGCUUACCGCCCUGCCCCACGACCUGUUCCACAAGCUGUACAGCCUGCAGUUCCUCUACCUGCAGGAGAACCAGCUCCACUUUCUCCAGGAUGACCUCUUCUCUGACCUCAUCAACCUGAGCCAGCUCUUCUUGCAUGGAAACCGUAUCCGUACUCUGUCGGAGAACGUGUUCCGUGGCCUGGUCAACCUGGACCGCCUUCUUCUCCACGACAAUCGUGUGCGCCAGGUUAACCGCCGGGCGUUCCGCGACCUCGGACGCCUGACCAUGCUCUUCCUGUUCAACAACUCAUUGGCUGAGCUCCCCGGCCAGGCUCUCCGUGACACCCAGGGCAUCGAGUUCCUCCGUCUCAAUGGGAACCCCUGGUCCUGUGGCUGCGAGGCCCUCCCCCUGUGGGAGUGGUUCCGUGGCGCCCGCGUCUCAUCGUCCGAGCUGUUGUGUUCCUCCCCGUCCCCCCGCCGCGGGAUGGACCUCCGCUUCCUCCGUGAGAUGGACUUCGCCCUCUGCCCUCUCCCCGACCCUGGCACCCUGGCCGGCUCCACCACGAGGACCUUCAGCACCAAGACAAGAUGGUGGUUCUCCAAGCACAAGCCCCAGUCCCAGACCAAGGCAGUGUUCGAGAAGAGCUCCGAGACCAUCAAGGCCUUCCCGUUCCCCCAAGGAAAGAACAACCCACCCAUCGUGUCCUCCACCAACGUCAAGUACGAGCUCGGUGAGGAAGAGGCAGCACUACCCAAACUCGAUGCUGAGGAGUACUGGGCGAACUAUGAGAACGAGGACGCCGGCACCACGCUGCGAUGCUUCGAGCUCGAGUGUCCGCCUGACUUCGAUGGCCUCCCUCCCAACUCCUCCUCCACCCCCACAUCAUCCCCCUCUCUCUCACUCCUCCUCGCCCUCUCGCUACUCGCCGUCUCCAUCAAUCUACACCUCAUAUUUGGCUGAAUCAGACUGAGUACCCACUUCCCGUUCCUGUCUUCGCCCCAGGCCCCUCUCAGGGCACGGGGAACCCCUUGUUAAAGACUCUGUACCUCCCUAGUUAACCCUCUGAUGUCCUACUGGAUAACCUCUGUCAGUAGUACAGGACAGCAGGGGAUACAAAGGGGGGGGGGUUAGAUUGUUACUUCUAACUUAAUGCAGGGUUAAACACCAAUGGCUGACAGUACAUAGUACAAUAUAGUACAGUACAGUAGUCAACCAAGGCUGUUACUACAACAGGUAGCAUCUCACCUGUCUGGUGUGUUGGUUGCCGUGACAACGCCUGCAAUCAGGGGUCAGUGGUCACCUGGAACGCUCUACAGCUAACACCAGUGCUACUUCCUGUUGCGAAUGCUAUAACUGUUGUCACUUGGAGGAAUAUUACAACUACAAGUGCUACGACUAUUAUAUGCAUGUUACGACUACUACUAUUCCGAAUACGUCUGCUACUACAAGUGCUAUGAUUACAGUUACGACAGUAUCUACAUUUCUAUUGUUGUACUAACUCUGACAACUGUACUGUAAAUAGGUGGGUGUACUUGAUGGUGCAGUGCAGUUGGGAUAUCCUUCUUAUAUGUUGUCUACCAUGAUGCCUACUUUAUAAUGGAUUGUUUACAGAAAAAUCGCUAAGGGGAGAGAGAAAAGAAGGGAUGAAGGAAUGAAAGAGAGGCAGUCACCAGAGUACGAGAAGGUGAGAGAGGAUAUGUAGAGAUAUGUAAAGGUAGAGAGAGAGAAAGACACACAGAGAGGAUAUGUAGAGAGAUAUGUAAAGGUAGAGAGAGAGAAAGGCAGAGAGAGUGAGGAGUUAAAAAGUUACCAAAGGAAGAAGCUAGAGGACAGAGAGGGUGGAAGAAGGGUGGAAGAGAAGAGAAGAAAGCGCAACAGGAAAGGACAGAGAGCGAGGGAGAAGGGUGGAAGAGAAGAGAAGAAAGCGCAAAAGGAAAGGACAGAGAGCGAGGGAGAGAGGGUGGAAGAGAAGAGAAGAAAGCGCAACAGGAAAGGACAGAGAGGGAGGGAGAAGGGUGGAAGAGAAGAGAAGAAAGCGCAACAGGAAAGGACAGAGAGGGAGGGAGAAAGGGUUGUCGAGAUUCUCAAUAAUAAAGAGAACGGAAGAGAGGGAGCAAGGACAGCACAGGCAAUAUAAAUAAAUAAAGGAAUGUGAGACACGGUGAAAUGAAGAAAGAACGAAAGAAAGAGAGAGAGAGAAAAUGACAGUACUGUCCUUUGACCAUGAGAUACUUAAUAGGAGAGACAAGCAAUCACUUCAGGUAUUCAAGUUCAGUCUUUGUAUAACUUCAUGUCCUGUAAAUAUGACAUCAUCACCAUAGAAGCCACAGGGGAAGGAUGCUUCCUGUCUGGCAGUGUCAGUCGCUGUUCUGAUUGGCUAUCGCUGUUUGUUUGUGAUGUCAUUGACGGAAUGCGUGACAUGACCCGUUUGAGAGAUAAAAAGACCUAUUGAGAUUCUGAAUAACAUUUGUGAGACUUUUCUUUGGGUGCAGCAGCUGUUGUGUUUCAAACUGAUUUUACUUGAUCAAUAAUUGAUCUCUUUAAGUAAUUUGUUCUCUCUCUUGGAAUGCUCACUCACUUCUUUGGAAGGUGAAAGUAGUGCACUACUUUUGACACUGCACUACAUAGGGAACAGGGCGCCAUUUCAGACGGAGCCCAUGACUGCUUGUUAGUCCUAUAGCCAAAAACUUGAUGAUGAGUAAACAAACAAAUGAAGUGUUUUCAACUCAGCCCCCCAGUUCCGACUACCAUACCCACCCCAAUAUCUCUAGUCUAAUACUCCCCCUCCCCACAUCAACUAAGCAGAAUCAACUUAGUUCAACUCAGAAGAAUCAACUUAGUUCGAUUCAGAAGAAUCAACCAGUAACUGAACUGCAUAGAACUCAAGAAGAGAUCUAGAACUGGAAGUGAAGGAGACAUAGAAUGGCACACGUGAUGACUGGACUGGACUGGACAGUCCAAACCAAUAAGACCGACUAGUGAUUGACCAGCCAUAUUAUUCCAAUAGGACUGUUCUGGACUACUGAGCUCAGAGAUCCUGGCACAGAAUGAAUGGGUGGAAAAGCCUGGCAGUUUCCCAGCAGGGAGAGACAAGGACAUUUACAUUGUGGCUUUACUGAGAUUGAUUGACAGAUGGACAGAACAACAGAGGGACCAAAUUGUCACUCACAGACUUUGCUGACUCACAGAGAGACGUAAUUCCUUGACAUGCUGACAGAGACAGACUGACUGACCUAUUCAUGCCUUGGCGACCAGUGAUCGACGGAAGACAGUUUAAAAGAGAGACUGGAAUCUGAUUGGCGGACAGCUGAAGCAACGUCAGAGAAAGGAGGAGGACCUCUGAGGAGGUGACCAAAAACAGACUUCCUCUCCUCUUCCUUUCUUCCUACUCGUUUUGUCUGAGUUUCUACAAGGCUUUGUAGGAGGGUGGGUAGGCGUGCUGACGAAUCAUCCCCUCUCUCUCUGUCUCUCUCUUUUCCUUUCUUUAUCCUACCGGUCACCUGUUUCUGUAAAGCACUCACCCCUGCGUGCUCCAUCCCUCUGAAGAGAGAGAGAAAUUAAAGGAGGGAGCAGAAGGAAGAAGGAGAGAGAGAGAAAGAGGGGAGGAAGGAGGGAGGAGAGAGACCGUUCCUUUUACAUAGAUGUUUUCAGUAGAGGUGAAGAGGGCAAGGACAGGCCCGAGAUAGGGUAUGAGUAGGAGGAGAACAGAGGCACACACGCACGCAUGCACGCACGCACACACACACACACACACACACACACACACACACACACACACACACACACACACACACACACACACACACACACACACACACACACACACACACACACACACACACACCUUACGUGGUGAGAAACAGACAGACAGAGAGAAAGAGAGAGAGAGAUACAGACAGACAGACAGACAGACAGACAGACAGACAGACACAGACAGAGUCUUGCAGCUCCAUGUAAUGUCCUCCCAAUCUAUUUCUGUUACAGUAGUUACAUAGAUUGUGCUUUCUGAAAUCACCUGGCUUUUAAAGAAAAGCAUUACCUAUGUUAUUCAGUUGGAGAUUUUGGGAUGAAUCCCAAAUGGCACCCUGUCCCCUAUGCAUGGGCCUCGUUCAAAUGUAGACCACUAAAUAGGGAGUAAGGUGCCCUUUGGGAAACAGCCUUUCAAUACAUGUGAGUCAACCAUAGAAACAGGAUUCUAUGGACUCAACAAUACGCUGUUCACUAAUAAUAGAGUCCAGGGAUUGGUUUGUGUUCUGUUCUGCUGUGGUAACACUGUGUCCAUCCAUAUAUGUCAGCCAUUAGGGUGAGGUCAAACUGGGCCUCGGUGCUCUUCUGUGGCCAUGACAGUCAGGUCACUUUCAGACGACCAAAGCCCCAGUCAUACCAUUUUACCCAAUGAUUGGACUGUAAAUUAAACCUGCCUGCUUGACCGAGUGAGAGAGUGUGAGAGAGAGUGUAUGUAUGUGUGAGAAAACAAUAUUUUGGUAUCUACUUGACUGUGUGAGGAGAUUGAGUUGUCUUCUGCUGUCAUCUUUCUCACUGUGGAAGGAAAGAGGCAACAUUAUAUAAAGAAAUAAAUACUGAACUUUGUUUUGA